ACGGGGGGGGGGUUGGCCGGGCGCUGGGCGCCAGGUCCCGGAACCGGUCGCGGAGGUGGGAUCUCAGCUUUGAUGUCUCCGCCCCUGCCGGCCUCUGGGUUUAGAAACCAGCUGAGCAAGAGGCAGCAUGAGUGAGUCCCAGGGUCUGCUGCGCGCCUUGAUGAGGCUCUUCUCGAAAGAACUGAAGCAGCAUGUGGGCACGGACCAGUUCGGGAACAAAUACUAUUACAUCCCGGAGCGCAAGAACUGGCUGGGACAAACUAUGAAAGAAAGAAGACUCAUGGAGGCAAGAAAUAUGAAAGAAGUAGACUACAGAGAAGGAGAUAUUCCAGCGGAAUGGGAAGCUUGGAUUAGGAAAACAAGAAAGUGUCCACCUACCAUUGAGGAAAUAAUGAAGAAUGAGAAAUAUAGAGAAGAUGUUAAAAUAAAAAUCAAAGACAUUUCUGAAAAAGAAAAACUUCCAAUCACAGACAGCAAGGAGAUGCUUGUUGCUUCACCAGUUCAAAUUCAAAUUAAAGGUCAUGCUUCAGCUCCUGACUUUGGGAAGAGUGAACCGUCAGAAGACCCCAGUAGCACUGGUAAAACCUUCCAACCAGGAUCCUGGAUACCUCGAGAAAGCAGUAACCAAAAUAAAUGAACACAUUUGCUAUGGGUAAAAUCUUUUCAAUUAAGUGGACAUGAUUAUUUCAACAACUAAAAAUAAAAGCAGAUGUGAAAAACGGAUCACUUUGUAUUUUCUAGAUGUACAG
Molecule: messenger RNA, 749 nt
Organism: Dromiciops gliroides (monito del monte)
Lineage: Eukaryota; Metazoa; Chordata; Mammalia; Microbiotheria; Microbiotheriidae
Gene: NDUFAF2
Product: NADH:ubiquinone oxidoreductase complex assembly factor 2
Exons: 4
Coding region: 128-637 (169 amino acids)
Biological process (GO): mitochondrial respiratory chain complex I assembly
Cellular component (GO): membrane
Source: RefSeq, a predicted model, not a curated record